Prorocentrum cordatum is the source of this 828-nucleotide messenger RNA. NCBI's taxonomy places the organism in Eukaryota, Dinophyceae, Prorocentrales, Prorocentraceae. The record is from the annotation of a GenBank genome assembly.
AUGUCGUCUGCUGUUGCAGAGCACCCGUAUGACAUCUACACAGCUGCGCAGCUGCGUGCGUGCUCGGGUUCCCCGCGUGCCGACCAGGUGCCGGGCUUCGUCUACACCGCCACCAACAUCAUCGCCUACGAGGCCAUACAGAACAUCCCGCUGGCCACCUUCAGCGUGCUCCGCGAGACGCGGCUGUUCUGGAACGCGGCCCUGUGGGUGCUGCUGUUUCAGACGAGCCUUUCGCGGACGCAGUGGCUCGGAGUGAGCGGGAUCUUCGUCGGGUGCACCGUCAGCCAGCUCCCAGUCAUGAUGACGUCCGAAUUCACGCCGGAGGUCAUGUGGGUGCUGGUCCUGGCAUUCCUGACGGCCGCCGGCGGCGUGAUGACGGAGUACGCCAUGAAGCAGAGGGCGGCCGUCGACAUCAACCUGCAGGGGUGCGUGAUCUACGUCACGAGCUGCUGCUUCACGGUGUCGUUCCUUCUGGUCGCCCGGUCGCACCUGUUCCUCAGCGCCGCCGACUUUUUCCACGGGUUUGAGCCCGAGUGCAUGCAGAUCGUCGCGCUGCAGGUCCUGCAGGGCCUGACGGUCAGCCGCAUCCUCAAGCACGUCGAGUCGGUGACGAAGAGCAUCGUGUCGUCGCUGUGCAGCCCGCUCCUGACCUUCAUCGGCUCCGUGGUCAUGAAGUACCACCUCCGCCCGCACGAGAUCAUGGCCUCCCUGGUCGUGUUCCUCUCCUGCAUGCUGUACCUGAAGGACGGCCCGCUCGGCUUCGGCCAGCCGAAGGACACAAUGACCUGGACGGCGGCGUCCGCAAGCUCUUCGAGAGGGUGGCCGUAG